Miniopterus natalensis is the source of this 807-nucleotide messenger RNA. Its product is annotated as myosin regulatory light polypeptide 9. Gene Ontology annotation, molecular function: calcium ion binding. NCBI's taxonomy places the organism in Eukaryota, Metazoa, Chordata, Mammalia, Chiroptera, Miniopteridae. The record is from RefSeq and is a predicted model, not a curated record.
AGCCCCACCCACCUGAAGCCAAGAUGUCCAGCAAGAGGGCCAAGGCCAAGACCACCAAGAAGCGCCCACAGCGGGCCACAUCCAAUGUCUUUGCGAUGUUUGACCAGUCCCAGAUCCAGGAGUUUAAAGAGGCCUUCAACAUGAUCGACCAGAACCGAGAUGGCUUCAUUGACAAGGAGGACUUGCAUGACAUGCUGGCAUCACUGGGGAAGAACCCCACGGACGAGUACCUGGAGGGCAUGAUGAGCGAGGCCCCUGGGCCCAUCAACUUCACCAUGUUCCUGACCAUGUUUGGGGAGAAGCUGAAUGGCACGGACCCCGAGGACGUGAUCCGCAACGCCUUUGCCUGCUUCGAUGAGGAGGCCUCAGGUUUUAUCCAUGAGGAUCACCUUCGGGAGCUGCUCACCACCAUGGGCGACCGCUUCACAGAUGAGGAGGUGGACGAGAUGUACCGCGAGGCACCCAUUGACAAGAAAGGCAACUUCAACUAUGUGGAGUUCACCCGCAUUCUCAAACAUGGUGCCAAGGACAAAGAUGACUAGGUCCCCGGGACCCCAUGUCCAGGCCCCGUCCCAGCCACCUGCUACCCACACACACAGCCUGCACCUGCUCCAUGCCCACAGGACCCUCUCAGGGGAGUCUCCCUCUGAGGGGUUAGGGGCCCAGCUCCCAGUGGAGGAAACAGGCCGAGAGAGAGCAGUGCCAGGCAAGGGUCACACAGCCACUGUGAGGCAGGUGUGCCCACUGUGACCCUCCAAGAAAGUAUCAUCUAGAUCUAGGGAGCUGGGCCAGAGGGCUGGGUCUGGG